Messenger RNA from Andrographis paniculata, 1019 nucleotides. RefSeq names its product protein yippee-like At5g53940. Gene Ontology annotation, cellular component: ubiquitin ligase complex. The transcript is spliced from 5 exons. The record is from RefSeq and is a predicted model, not a curated record. The coding region runs from base 454 to 828 and encodes 124 amino acids. Lineage: Eukaryota; Viridiplantae; Streptophyta; Magnoliopsida; Lamiales; Acanthaceae.
AACGCACCAAACUUAACUACCAAUUGCCGUAGAAAUAGAUUUUCGAUCAUCACUCAAAUGGAUCUCUCCUUCAUUACAGUUGGGUAGAAUAGGUCCAUUCUUAAUCGUCGAUUCGAUCCUCUACAGAAACUGUCCAGUCUAGUUGAUCUGUUCUUGCUUGAGCUGAUUGUGAUUUCCUAUGAGCUUUCUCUAGAGUUUGAUCCGACACUGUGUAUUGGACUGCGUUCAAUUCAAGCCCAAUCCGAUGGUCUUCAAGGUCGGGCUUGUACGCCCAAAGAACAUUCUUGAGAGUUUGAUCCGACACUCUACAGUGUGAGAUAGGCGGCCUAAAGAUUUGCACACAUCAAUGAAGACGGAAGAGGUCCCUGCUUGCCACAAAUCGAAGUUCUUCAGAGUUUUUUUUUUUUCAUCAAAUCUGGAAUCGCAAGCUAGAAAUUCUGUCUGCGAAGAGCGAUGGGGAGGAUAUUUGUGGUGGAUCUGGAAGGCAGAAGUUACAGAUGCAAAUUCUGCAAAACCCAAUUAGCUCUUGCCGACGAAGUUGUUUCCAGGGCAUUUCAUUGCCGCAGGGGAAAGGCAUACCUGUUUAAUAAUGUAGUGAAUAUCACCAUCGGAGCUCAGGAGGAGAGGGUGAUGCUCUCCGGAAUGCACACAGUUGCUGAUAUAUUUUGCUGCUGGUGCGGGCAACUACUUGGCUGGAAUUACGAAAAGAGCCAGAAACACAAAGAAGGAAAAUUUGUUCUUGAAAGAUGGAGGAUAGUAGAUGGACUGGACUCGGAAUUCUACAUCGACACGCAUCCGACGACGACGAGCGAUGUCGAAGAUGCAUAGAGUUUGGGUUGAUGUGCUACAACAUAGGUACAUUUUAUGAGCCUAGCUUGUUUGUAUAAAAUAGUAUAAGAAUGAGAGUUUUUUUUUUUUUUUUUUUUGAGGAAUCGACAAUAAAAACAUACUUACUACUACGACCUGUGCUGUGUGACUUAUUCAAUAAAGUAUGCAUGUUCGACUGUUGCUUUGUAAUA